Molecule: messenger RNA, 2901 nt
Organism: Mycena citricolor
Lineage: Eukaryota; Fungi; Basidiomycota; Agaricomycetes; Agaricales; Mycenaceae
Source: the annotation of a GenBank genome assembly
GAUCACCACGGGCGGCGUGAAGAGCCAUAUCGCGGACAACAGCGCACCGCCGAUCAAACCGACCUCGCUGUAUGCGCCGAUCGCGGAUCUCUUUCGUGAGGUACGCUCCCGGAGAUCUCAAGCGGGAGCCAUGGCCACGGACAAAUACGCGCAAUCUGUGGUCGCGCAGACGCUCAAACGACGCGUCAAAGCCUGGUUCUGGCAGGGUAGUUUCUCGUGGAUCUGCUGGUUCGCGGAUACCUUUCUCUGGCGUACGGUCUUCGACCGACCGAUGUCCAAUCAGUUUGGGCUUACGACGCUGGCGAAGAUCGUACGAAACGAUAGGGCAAAGAGACGGGAUUGAGAUCAGUUGGGUACUGGAGAUGCUCUGUGUGCGAAUGACAAGGAAACGCCCAUGGACCCCACCAACGCUGUCUGCAUCACGACCGUACCACCGAGCCCUUGAAAUAGUCCAUACGUGAGCUUGUGCAUCCUCCGUCUGAACGCGUGAACGUCCCCGGAGAACGCCCUAUUCCCCGCUCCAUCCGAGUCCAAGUCUGAAUCGUCUUCGUCCGACGAGGAUGCCAGCUCCGAAUCCGAGUCCGAAUCGGGCUCCCGGUGGAGCAGGAGACAGACUCGCUCCCAGCCUUCGCCCGCCUUAUACUCGACCAUGAGCGUCCGGGCCUGGGCCUGGUCGAAGUCGAACCGCUUCUGGGCGAGCUCGGUGCUCGGGAAGUCGCCGAAGAAAGUCAUCCAGACUACCUUGAAGAACGGGCGAAGUCGAUCGAGGAAGCGCGGGUCGAGGCAUGAGGAUAUCACAAAGGGUUUGUUCCGCCCGAGUUUGGUUAUAAGCGUGGGACGCUUCGCGUUCGAGAGUUUGCUUGGCGUCGGGGGCGGGCUCGCAGCAGUCUGCGCGAGCUCUUGCGAGAGCAUCUGCCCGCGGGACAUCGCGAUCUGCGCAACAGCAAUCAGUUCGUAGGUGUGACCAGGGUAAUCGGCCCUCAGGCCUCAGGGCACACACCUCGUACGAUCCCAGCAGAGCAUGCCAAUCGUCUGCCUCCAUCUUUAUGCCGUUGGCAAAGAAACGGGAAUUGAGAGCGGCUGUCCAGAUUUCCACGUCGAGCGAGUGGCUGAGGUUAUGUUCGCUUCUCAAUUCUGCAUCAAGGCUGUCCGAGUCCGCUCAAAAAGGGCCCACUCACUCGACGGAAGCAACGCGCCCGAGAGACAGUACCUUCAUUUGCUUUUGCUCUAUGGCGGUAGAUCCCUGUGUGUCCAGCCAGCUCGAGGCAUCUGUUUGAACCCACAGCGACAUCCUGGCAAUGUGCUGUGGGAGGUGUCGCGUAGGUAUCGCAGGAGGAGGAGGGGGAAGUGGGGGGUGGAUUUCGUGGCGCAUUGAGAAGCAGGGGCUAUAAGAGGGUUCUGAGGGUAAGAUUCGACAGGCAGGCAAGUAAGAAGCUCGGGUGUGCCUUACGUCGAGAUAUACUUGGACUACGACACCCGUGCAGUUAGGAAAUCGGACCCUCGCAAAAAGCACACGGCCCGAUACUGCUACAGUCUUGAAUGAGCCCCUGUUCCCGAUGGGCACAACCACGUGCCACUGGAGGUGAGUGACGUCACAAGCCCAAUCACGCUGGGUGAGUGCUUGAAUGCUCUUCCCACCAUCAGGGAUCUCGCAAGAUCCUCCCCUCGACUAUUCCCCGGACCAGUAACGAAAAAUGAUGGGAUCUUCUCCAAGCUCCAGUGCCCGCAUCGAUCCCCGGCGCGGCAGCAACACCAUAGGUGGCACCAAGUCGGAUCGUAGUGGUGGUGGCACCGAAUCUCUUCGAGAGGAAACGGAGACACAGACCUCUGCGAGUACAAGUGCUCAGUCUCGCAGCCACGGAUCUUCCUCCACCUCUCGACCGCGGGCCUCCCCUGCCGAACUAUUGCGCAGCCACUUGACGCGGCGGGUGCCCCCGAUGUCGACGUGGUCCUCGGCGCCUGUGGAGAACAGCUCGUGGGCAUCGAACAACUUCCUUUUGGGCGCGGGGAUGGUGGUGCUGCAGCCGUCGACGAUGAAAGUCGCGAUUGUGUACGACUCGGGAAGGAAGACCUGGUUUCUGCCUCGUGGCCGGAAGGAUAUUGGAGAAUCCUUGGAGGCGACUGCUCUACGUGAGGCUUACGAAGAGGUUCGUGAAUUCUGUGGCGUAGCUUUAUUGCAAGCAAUGACGCGCCUGCCUUGUAGUCUGGAUAUCAAGUCGAGCCUCUUCCUUUAUUCACGUUUUCACGCCAGCCAGCGCCUCCGGGUAAACCAGAUGCUGGAGACAUUCCGAACUGCGAGCCGAUCUACGUGUUGACGUCGUAUUUCCGCGAGCGCAGGCAUCGGGGCGGAUAUGUCUCGCCUGCAGGGGAGUAUCUGACAUUCUGGUAUGCGGGUCAGAUUGGACCGGAUGCGGUUCAUCAUGAAAACACGGGCAUGCCAGAUGAGGCAAAUUUCCAAACGUUCUUGGUGGAUCAGAAUGAGGCGCGCGUCAGAUUGGUCUCGAGCGAAAGCAAGAUUGUGGAAUACGCUUUUGCGCUGUAUAAAGUCACGACAGAAGAAUUGCAAAGACAGAUGGAAACAGAGAUGGAGAAACCCGAAGACUCAAAGCUUGAGUUUUAGUUGUGGCCAUCUUUGAUAAAUAGUCGCUCUGUUUCCGUGCUUUCUAAUUGCCGUGUCAAUCAAGUCAUAAAUCGAGUUCUAAAUCCAACAAUGCUCCGACACUUGAGAUUGUUGCAUCAGUCUACGACUUCACAUGGAUUGACACGUGACUCUGCCAAGCUUAACCCGGUACCAUCCCGGGGCCCGGCACCAGAUUUAGUCAAAACUGCUCCGGGCGUUCUCGAACGCUAGAUUGACAUUCGAAUGACAGGAGCAUUGGGUGCUCUUCCUUCUGACCACCA